GUCCGUUUUGAAUUUUGCGAUUGAAUUUUACAGAAGAGGAAAAAGCAAUACGGUACAACGUACCUGUAGGCUUUGGUGAAGAAGCAAGACCAUGGGAAAUUUCAGCUCCAUUCACGCUGCCAAAGGAAGAAGAUUCAUGAUAAGGCGAAAACCAAUACAGCUGGGUUCCCUGGACAGCCAUGGUGCAACCAUGUCGCAUGAAGGAUUAAAGACAGUAAGAGUAGACAACCGUUGUGAUUUCUCAAGCUAUUCAGAUCUCUGUAUUUGCGUCGUGACCUGGAACAUGAAUGGCCAGGUCACCUACAAAGAUAUGGCAGAGCUGGUUGGGAACAAUCGGAAGUUUGAUCUUUUGGUCGUAGGUCUGCAGGAGGUGCCCCGCAAAAAUAUUUCACGACUUUUACAGGCAGCGCUGCUUGACUCUCACAUCUUGUUGGGAAAAUCCAUCAUGCAAUCCAUACACCUCUAUGUGUUUGGGCUAAAGGACUCAGAUUUGUUCACCAAAGAAGUGAAGAUUGAUAAGAGUCCAGUAGGGGGCUUUGGAGGACUAAUUAGGAGAAAGAAAGGAGCGGUGGCAAUCCGCCUUAACUACAAAGGCAUUACGAUGGUGUUCAUCUCUUGCCAUCUCUCUGCUCAUGCUCAGAACGUGGAGAAGAGAAAUUCUGAAUUCAGAAACGUAUCUGAAUCUCUUUUCUCACAGAAACUGAACCCUUAUGCAAGACCUGCUCAAAUUACUGUUUGGUUGGGAGAUCUCAACUACAGGAUACAAGGGAUCGGCAACUAUCCCGCAAGAGAUCUCAUACACAAUGAUCUUCAAAGACUACUCACUAACAAUGACCAGCUCUGACAAGAGGCUGAGAGAGGACAGAUCUUCGAAGGUUAUAGCGAGGGCACAUUAACGUUUAAACCCACAUAUAAAUAUAACAUUGGAAGCAGCAAUUAUGAUACAAGUUACAAGGAGAGAAUGCCAUCGUGGACGGAUCGGAUUUUGUUCAAGACUCAAGACGCGGAGGAAAUCCAUGUAACGUUGCAUUCGUACGAAGCCAUGGACGACAUUCACAGUUCUGAUCACAAGCCUGUCAAAGCUCAUAUAUGUUUAAAGCUCAGCAAACCAUCAUAAUAACAUUCAUCUUUUUUGUGUUGCUUCAUUUGAUUUAUGUGUAUAUACUUAUUCGAGCCUCUUUUUCUUCUUUGUUUUAGUCGGAAGAAAGCAAUUUUCAAGCCCAAACAAAACCAGGCCCCCAAAAAGAAGAAAGAUUUUGUGGUAUGUACUUUGA
Molecule: messenger RNA, 1274 nt
Organism: Prunus dulcis (almond)
Lineage: Eukaryota; Viridiplantae; Streptophyta; Magnoliopsida; Rosales; Rosaceae
Product: type IV inositol polyphosphate 5-phosphatase 11
Exons: 8
Biological process (GO): phosphatidylinositol dephosphorylation; response to salt stress; response to jasmonic acid
Cellular component (GO): plasma membrane
Molecular function (GO): phosphatidylinositol-3,4,5-trisphosphate 5-phosphatase activity; phosphatidylinositol-3,5-bisphosphate 5-phosphatase activity
Source: RefSeq, a predicted model, not a curated record